AUGAGCGGUGCACCAGGCUCUGGUCCUGGUUCCGGCACAGGCGCAGGCUCUGGUCUUCCAGCUUCCCCUUACCCAGUCCCAAGCUCGGCCACCGCUACCAUCUAUCGCACGCGCAGGUCCUCUUACGCCUCUGUCCUGUCGCGCCAGCCCGGACAAGCUGAGCACGAGCAGGACGAACACUUCCCAUCGUCUCCGUUCCGUCCAAGCUUAAACGCCUCGUCCAGCCCCAGCGUUCCCGGUACAAGCAAUUCCCGCAAUCCAGAGUCUGCCAUCCUGGACACCACCACGAUGCAGCAGACCAACGGUAGCGGUGCUGGCGCAAGCAUAAGCAGUUGGCGGAGGUCGAAUCCAAACCUCUCCUUCCAGCAGCAGAACCUGGGCCACGGCAACCUCCCUUCGUACUCGAAGCAAUUCGAGAAACUCCUCGACCAGACGGACCUGCACUCUCUCCCUUACGGAAUUAACCAUCCACUCCAUCAUAACACAGAAGACUCGUCCUUCUUCACCCCUUCGUACCUCCGGUCCUCCAAAUACGUGGCUCAGCUGUACGCAGCUCAUAAAUCCAAACUCUCGUCCCAGCGUGAUGCACAGACACAGUCGCAAAGCCAACAGACGCCUACCUCCGGGUCAUCAGCACAGCACCAUGGCCUACCAUCUUCGACCUCCUCGCUCUCUCUAUCUGCAUCAUCAAGUCAGCUCAAUCUACACCGUAUGGCUCCCUCACACAGGGGAAUGACGUAUGAUAUUGUUGAGAGUCACGGUCCAGGCGCUGAAUCGACCGCACUGGCAGAGGGACAGGCACUCAUCCCGCUGCCUGCACGCUGGAACGAGAGUGACAAGUACGGUGGUCUGGACUUGCUGGCAGACGGGUUGGAGGUGCGGUACAUUGGCCAUGUUCAUAAACAGGAACACGAGGCGGCAGCCGUAAGAGCCGACCAGCCCAUGCCGGUAAAAUGCGGUAUAUACUACUUUGAAGUUACCAUUUUAGCCAAACCGAAGGAUGGUAUGAUUGGUGUGGGCUUCUCAAACAACAAGGCGUCCUUAGAGAGACUUCCAGGCUGGGAACAGGAAUCUUGGGCUUACCAUGGUGACGACGGCAAGACUUUUUUCGGUGACAAUCAGGGACAGGGGAGACCAUAUGGCCCUACCUUUACUGUCAAUGACACGAUUGGCAUGAUGGCGAACGAAAAGUACGAUGUUCAGCGGAGCAUCCAGAUGACGGAAUUGUCCACCUUGCAUCCUACGCUAGACGAAACGGAGUUUAUGCAGAAACUCGUUGCCCAAUUUCUUGCGCAUGAUGGAUAUGUAGAGACCGCCAAAGUAUUUGCCAAAGAAGUGCAAUAUGAGAAGCGCGCUUUACAGAACUCCAAAGACGUCCCAUCCUUGAAAGGGCUAGAGCUCGAGGAUGACAUAGAUGCUGUUAACAGGCAGAAAAUCCGAGCAGCAAUAUUAGAAGGUGAUAUUGACAAGGCUCUCAAGCUCACAAAUGUGCACUACGCCAACGUCCUGGGUGACAACCCCCACAUCCACUUCCGGCUACGAUGCAGAAAGUUCAUCGAGAUGAUGCGUCGCUGCACCGAGCCCCAACCUAUCGCCACCAAUUCCUCGAACGGCUUAGUUACUGGCCCAGCCAAAACAACACCGGACGUCUUCAACCUUGAUAUGGAAGUAGACGACCAAAUGACAGGCAUGCAACCCGAAGUAGAGGCCGAGGCCAACGAAGCUAUCGCUACAGGUGACAUGAUGGACACUGACGGAAACAAUAUCAAUGAUGCCGUGACAACUACGAAGGACCAAGACCUUCUGCACGAGGCUAUCCUCUACGGUCAACAGCUGCAGGCUGACUACCCCGGAGACGAAAAGAAGGAACAUAAAAAGACAUUAGACGACAUCUUUUCACUAGUAGCUUACGCGGAUCCCAAGUCGUCGGUCCACGGCCACUUGUUAGAUCCAAGCGGUCGGGUUGGAGUCGCAGAGGAGCUGAAUUCUGCUAUCCUAGGUAACGUCCACCCCCACCCUCCACUUGGAAGUAUCAACCACAUUAGAUGUAUCGACUAA
Messenger RNA from Microsporum canis CBS 113480, 2058 nucleotides. RefSeq names its product SPRY domain containing protein. The transcript has 5 exons. Gene Ontology annotation, cellular component: cytoplasm. Bases 1 to 2058 code for a protein of 685 amino acids. Gene Ontology annotation, molecular function: protein binding. The record is from RefSeq and is a predicted model, not a curated record. Gene Ontology annotation, biological process: cell surface receptor signaling pathway; cytoskeleton organization. NCBI's taxonomy places the organism in Eukaryota, Fungi, Ascomycota, Eurotiomycetes, Onygenales, Arthrodermataceae.